Gracilinanus agilis (Agile Gracile Mouse Opossum) is the source of this 1382-nucleotide messenger RNA. Its product is annotated as membrane-spanning 4-domains subfamily A member 6D-like. Gene Ontology annotation, cellular component: trans-Golgi network; plasma membrane. NCBI's taxonomy places the organism in Eukaryota, Metazoa, Chordata, Mammalia, Didelphimorphia, Didelphidae. Gene Ontology annotation, biological process: cell surface receptor signaling pathway. The record is from RefSeq and is a predicted model, not a curated record. The transcript is spliced from 7 exons. Bases 124 to 882 code for a protein of 252 amino acids.
AGGAGGCCCCAUCUCAGGACCACAGAGCUCCUCAGAGGAGAGAAUCUCUCCUGAGAGACUGACAGACACCUCAGCAGAAACUUAACAAGAAUCAUCAGAGAGGGCAGCACCAGUUACAACAUCAUGACAUCCCAACCUGUACCCCCUGGCAUGUUCAUGAUUGUAACCCCCAAUGGAAUUAGUAUCCCCCAGACAGGACAGCCGGGGCCAUCCUCUGAGUCGAACAAUAACCUGAAGAAAGGUCUUAAAGAAGAAUCCAAAGCUCUGGGGACCGUCCAGAUCUUGAAUGGUGCGAUGAUUUUGAGCUUAGGGAUUAUUUUGGCCAGCAUACCCUCCUCAACCUUCUUCCAGCCUUCCUAUUCCAAAGUUGUGCACUCCUGCUACCCAUUCAUAGGUGGGGUGUCGUUUAUCAUUUCUGGAUCCCUCUCUAUAGCAGCGGAAAAGAAAAAGAUAAAAUCCUUGAGCCAAGUCAGCCUGGCUGCAAACGUGAUCUGUGGCAUUGAGGCUACGGCUGGAUUCCUCUUGCUCGCCAUCGUCCUGCCUGAGAUGCAGAAGGGGGUAACUCAGUGUAUUGAGUUCGUCCAUAAUCAAGAUGACACCGAAAACCAGGAUGAUGAUUACAGGAACCAUUUCUCCUCUACUCCCAGUGUCUGGGCGUGCUACAUGGCGGGCCGUGCUCUCUUGGGGACUCUGUCCGUGUUGCUGAUUCUCACUGGGCUGGAGUUAAGUAUUACUCUGUUUGAGGCUAUCUUUGGCUGGAAGAGAAUGUCAUCGGAAUAUAAUGGGAGAGUCCUCUUUCUACCACAUGGUCGCCAUACCAAUUCUGGCUUAAAGUCAGUUCUGAGUGAACGUGGCUAUGAAGAACUGGGGGCCUCCAGUUAGAAGAUGAAGCCUCAAAUACUUCUAUGGGUUUCUCCAGGAGAAAGCCAAUGCCCAAGAGAAAUGGAUUAACGUUCUUGUAGACUUCACAUUCUGAUGGAGAGGCAGAAAAUGUUUGUUCCUUUUAAAGUAAAUUUCUCUCUUCCAUGUGGGUCACCAAUCUCCUAUAUUCUUCCUUGGCUUCAGCCUCAUGGAAGGUUUCCAAGAAAGAAUAUUUCUGUAGAGCACUUCCCCAAGUUGAAAAUUGUCCUCCCUUUCCCCCUCCUUAUCAUGUGAACUGUGGACAGCAAGAUAGAGUGAAUGCUGUUGCUACUUCUGAUAAAACAGAGUAAUAUGAUUGUCUUUUUCAGUAUAUAGGCUUCGGCUAAAAAGUUGAGGCCAGGGCUGGGAUGUUUCCCACAUUUACUUUGUCUAUCGAUAUGCAAAGGACAUGAGGCUUCAGAUUGAACCAAGGGAAUAGAGGCACAAUUUGCUUAUUAAUAAAUUCCUUUUUUUUACUACAA